AUGCAGUCAAGAAACGGUUACGGCCUUUCUCCAUGGAAACUGUUGGUCACGGGCCUCGCAUUAAGCAAUUCUGGUCUUGCUGUUCCCGUAGAUGACAGCCCUCGUCAGUAUCUCCUAGCUGGUCUUGAUCUACCGCCGAAAUAUAGCAAAAAGCCAAAGUCGCCCUAUAAUCCCGACUAUAGGGACCCGUACGAUCGUGCCGUCGAUGCUGUAGGAGACAAAUUGGAUCCACUCCCCUAUCGCAAUGGAUUAGGCGCAUCUGUUCUCGGUCCAUGGAACAGAGAGAGGUCUCGCCAGUCUCCAGAUCUAGUGCGACCGCCCAGUACGGACCAUGGAAAUAUACAAAAUCUGCGCUGGAGCUUUGCCGAUUCCCAUGUGCGCAUUGAGGAAGGGGGAUGGACCCGGCAGACCACCGUCCGCGAAUUAGGUGCCAGCGUCGAACUGGCUGCCGUGAAUAUGCGCCUCGACAAGGGUGUAAUCCGUGAGUUGCACUGGCACAAAGAGGCCGAGUGGGCAUUUGUCCUGGACGGCGAAGUUCGUGUUACCGCUAUCGACUACGAAGGUGGGAACUUCAUAGACGAUCUCAAGAGAGGCGACUUAUGGUAUUUCCCAAGCGGCGUACCUCAUUCCCUUCAGGGAUUGGGCGAAAACGGUACCGAAUUCCUACUGAUCUUCGAUGACGGAAACUUUUCUGAGGAAUCUACUUUCAUCAUCUCUGAUUGGCUAGCUCAUACUCCCAAGUCCGUGGUCUCAAAGAAUUUCAACCUAGCACCCGAAGUAUUCAAACAUCUCCCCGCAGGAGAGAAGUACAUUUUCCAGGGCCGAGAGCCCGGCUCCAUCGACGAUGAGAAGCCCACAGGCAAGGGGGUCAAGAAAUCCAAGUACAACUUCGUCCACAGGAUGCUCGACCAGGAACCCCAUAAGACCAGCGGCGGCGAAGUCCGAAUCGCAGAUUCAAAUAAUUUCAAAGUCUCCAAGACCGUGGCGGCGGCCCACGUAACUAUCGAGCCCGGUGCCAUACGAGAGAUGCACUGGCACCCGAACGCCGAUGAAUGGAGUUUCUUCAUCAGAGGCCGAGCACGCGUCACCGUCUUCGCCGCCGAAGGAACAGCUCGGACUUUUGACUACGUGCAGGGCGACGUCGGGAUCGUCCCCGCAAACAACGGCCAUUUCGUCGAGAACAUCGGCGACGAGCCAGUUGAGAUGUUGGAGGUGUUUCGCGCGGAUGAAUUUAGGGAUUUUUCCCUCUUCCAGUGGUUAGGCGAGACGCCUAAGAAGAUGGUCAUCGAUCAUCUAUUCAAGGAUGACCCGGAGAACGGCGAGAUAUUCUGGAACAAGAUCAAGAACGCGGAAAAGGACGAAGUUACGCUUCCCAGCCCGGAUAACGAGAUGGAGUCGGGAGAACGAGAACUGUAA
This is a messenger RNA of Daldinia caldariorum, 1416 nucleotides long. Its product is annotated as Bicupin, oxalate decarboxylase/oxidase. The record is from RefSeq and is a predicted model, not a curated record. NCBI's taxonomy places the organism in Eukaryota, Fungi, Ascomycota, Sordariomycetes, Xylariales, Hypoxylaceae. Gene Ontology annotation, biological process: oxalate metabolic process. Bases 1 to 1416 code for a protein of 471 amino acids. The transcript is spliced from 3 exons.